Hipposideros armiger (great roundleaf bat) is the source of this 297-nucleotide messenger RNA. It is a transcript of the gene SPINK14, whose product is annotated as serine peptidase inhibitor Kazal type 14 (putative). The coding region runs from base 1 to 297 and encodes 98 amino acids. The transcript has 4 exons. Gene Ontology annotation, molecular function: protein binding. The record is from RefSeq and is a predicted model, not a curated record. Lineage: Eukaryota; Metazoa; Chordata; Mammalia; Chiroptera; Hipposideridae.
AUGGCCAAGCCUUUCUCAGUACUCUACUCACUUUGGUUCUUCAUCCUGAUACAUUGGGCGUUACCUUCUGUUUCAGGCCCUCGACACUGGUGGCCCUCACACGGAAAUAUUAAGGUGAAAUGUCCAUAUAAAAAAGUGGACUUGCGUUGGUUCAGAGGAACAAUAAACCCCUGCCAUGGGACACAUCAACCCAUCUGUGGCACCAAUGAAGUCACCUAUGAAAACCCCUGCCUCUUGUGCAUUGAGAGCUUGAAAUCUCAUGGGAAAAUUAGGUUUCUACGUGAUGGAAAAUGCUAG